Molecule: messenger RNA, 1101 nt
Organism: Aspergillus wentii DTO 134E9
Lineage: Eukaryota; Fungi; Ascomycota; Eurotiomycetes; Eurotiales; Aspergillaceae
Exons: 2
Coding region: 280-1101 (273 amino acids)
Source: RefSeq, a predicted model, not a curated record
CCACCACUCCUUUACCAUGAGAUAAUAUCAUUUCCACAAGCAAAAACUAAUUAUUCUACAGAUAGAGAUCAUGUUAUAUGAAAUUAACACUCAGUCAAGCAUUCUUCCCUGUCGAAAUCAGCCACAAACCAUAAAACCCUCCCAUCCAUGGAUAUACCACAGUCGAAUGAGUAUGAGGCUUCACCCCCCCAACUCAAAAACGAAGACACCAUGAAUCCCCAUAUCUGUCUACAUCAAAUACAUCUCCAAUAGAAUCAGUAAUACCAAUGCCCACCCACCAUGGAGAACCUACACUCCUCCGCCCGACUUUUCGGCGGAAACACCCCGGGCAACAUCAGCACAAAACUCACAAUGGCGGCCUUCAUCUCCAUCGCACUAUACAACGCCGUCGAACUGUUUGUUCUCAUCCUCCUCACUUUCCACCGCUACACGGGCGUCUACUUCUGGUCAAUACUACUCUCCAACACGAUGGGCGUGAUCCCAGCUACCAUCGGCUCGUUGCUGGAUUUCUACGACAUCGGUCCGCUGUGGUUGAUUCUCACCGUCUCCAACGUGGGCUUUUGGUUUCUCGUCCCGGGUCAAUCGGUGGUGCUGUAUUCGCGUCUGCAUAUUAUCUCGCAGAAUUAUAAAGCCCUGAAGUGGCUCCGGAAUAUUAUUAUUGUUGACUCGAUCGCGCUCAUCAUCCCCACCACGGUGCUCUACUACGGCGCGGCGUAUUUCAAGACUCACCCGUGGAAUCAGGCAUUCACCAUCAUCGAACGAAUCCAAAUAACCUGGUUCUGUGCACAGGAGAUCCUCAUCUCAACCUUCUAUAUCUGGGAAACGGUCAAGUUGAUUCGUUUCCACCACGAUAGACAGCGGAGUAGGCUGUUAUACGAGCUGAUCGCGAUUAACCUCGUCGCGAUACUCAUGGAUGUCACGCUGCUGGCGUUGGAGUAUUUGGAUUUUUACUUUAUCCAGGUGAUCAUCAAGUCGAGUGUGUAUAGUAUCAAGUUGAAGAUGGAGUUUGCAGUGCUGGGGCGGCUGAUUGCGAUUGUGCAUUUCAGGCGUGCGGAGCCGGUCUGUCAUGAUGUUUCGGGGACGUCAUCGUCGGUCAUGUGA